AUGAAGCUUACGAUUACUCUACUUCUGCUUGCGGCUGUCAGCCAUGCAGCUAAGACGAGCAGUCCAAAGAAACACAAAGCCGAAGAUAGCGAGAAAACAGAAAAAAGAGAGUUAGAUGAAGGAAACCGUGGUGUCGAAAAGAGAACUCCACUUUUAUCCACGGUGUCACCUGCCGUAACCACCGCGGGAGUAGAGUACGCGGAUACAAAACAAGAUCUUUCGGACAAAUCGCCUUCACAGCAAGCUUACGCCACACCAGGGCCUCAGAUUGCCAAGAUAUCAGAUGUAUUCGCCGGUCAGGGGCCUCACUUCCAAGCUGCUAUUGCUAGUCACCUCUACUCUCCGAUCUCUGUUUAUCAGCCAAGGCUUGGAUAUCCAACUACCUAUGAGGUAUCAGCACCAGUGCCCUCUCAACUAGCCUACUCGGAACACAGAUCAUCAUUUCCAUCACUAAAUGCUAUUCAGUACACGCCAAAGCAACAAAAACUAGCAAAACCAAUAUUUAAUUACGAACAAACUCAGGGUUUAAUUCGACCUCUGUACGAACAAAAUUUAGGACCAGUACAACCAUUAUUUCAGCAACACUCUAAUAAUGUGCAAAAUAUACCACAACCAAUUCAAUAUAGCCAACCGCAAUUGUUUGCUUCUCAGCAAUCAUUGCGAUAUCUGCAGCCACAACAAAAUCCUACUCAUGCUGGAGUCUCAUUCGCUUCACAGCCAUUUCAAGUGAAACAAACCGAGCAACGAGAUAUAAAAAGUAAAUCAGUCCAGUCACAAGUUUUAGAAAAACAAACUAUCCAGGAUUACAACGCUAAUCAACAAAAUGCUAAGAGCUAUGCUAGUUUUUCAUUCAGUCAAUCGCCCUCUGCUGAUCAAACUCAAUCAAAACUAUCCGCUCCGUCACCACAGCCACAACUCCAGGUUCAAAGUCAUCAACAAAAUCAACCACAACAAUAUCAAUCUAUUCCACAAAUCAACUACCAACUUGACCAUCCCAAUCUUCUGCAACAACAACAGCCACAACAAUCAAAUCAGCAACAAGUUCAUAUACAACCACAAAUUCAAGUUCAACAAAGUCUACAACCAUUACAACAUCAAGUUCCACAACCUCAAAUUCAAUAUCAAUCUCAACCCUCAUUACAUUAUCAAGGUAAUGAACAAGCUCAGCAACAGUUGCAAUAUCAAGCUGUGCAACCUCAAAUUCAAUAUCAACCCCAAGAACUACAACAACCACUCGAUUAUCAACAACAACCACUGCAAUAUAGCCAACCACAACAACCAUUACAAUAUCUCCAAGCACAACAACCACUGCAAUAUUCCCAACCACAGCAACCACUGCAAUAUUCCCAACCACAACAACAACUUCAAUAUUCCCAACAGCAAUCACUACAAUACCAACAGCCUCAACAAUUUAAUCAAUAUCAAACUCAUCAGGAACAGCAAGCGUUGCAAUAUCAAACACCACAUCAGGUCCCAUACCAACUAGAAUCGCAACCACAAUACUUAUACCAACAACCGCAGCUGCUUUCACAACAAUACCAGCCACAAUUCGAAAUUCCACUAAUUUUACCACAAUCUAAACCUGAAAAACAGUUCUUUAAACAAACACCUCUUUUACAAUCACAAAUUAAUCACAAUCAAGCCAGUCCUCAAAUACAAGACCUUAAUUACAAAGGUAUCCCAGCUCUGCCAACAUUUCCUUCAGUACAGUAUUUUGGAAAAUAUGCUCAAAAUAUAUUUGGCCAC
Messenger RNA from Brenthis ino (lesser marbled fritillary), 1746 nucleotides. NCBI's taxonomy places the organism in Eukaryota, Metazoa, Arthropoda, Insecta, Lepidoptera, Nymphalidae. The record is from the annotation of a GenBank genome assembly.